Penicillium diatomitis is the source of this 1074-nucleotide messenger RNA. RefSeq names its product zinc-binding alcohol dehydrogenase family protein. Lineage: Eukaryota; Fungi; Ascomycota; Eurotiomycetes; Eurotiales; Aspergillaceae. Gene Ontology annotation, molecular function: oxidoreductase activity, acting on NAD(P)H. The record is from RefSeq and is a predicted model, not a curated record. The transcript has 2 exons. Bases 1 to 1074 code for a protein of 357 amino acids.
AUGACACCCACGUGCAAGGCGGUCAUGUGUACCGCCAUCGGCGAGGCUUGCGUUCAGGAAGUUCCUAUUCCUUCUGUUCGCGAGGGAUAUACCCUUUUUAGAACAAAGGCUGUGGCUUUGAACCCGACGGACUGGAAAAGCAUGCAUUUUGCCAACCCAGAUGCGGUGGGGACGCGCCUAGGCGUUGACUUUGCAGGCGUGGUGGAAGAAGUUGGACCUGGGGUGACCAAGCAAUGGAAGAAGGGAGACCGUGUUUGCGGUGGAGUUUGUGGGGCAAAAAAUGCAGAGAGCGGUGCUUUCGGAGAAUACCUGAUCGCCAAGGGUGGAAUCCAGAUCAAAAUCCCGGAUCAUCUUAGCUUCGAGGAAGCUGCCACCCUCGGAACAGGAAUUACCACAUGUGGACAGGGACUCUACCAGUUCCUCAAGCUGCCUCUUCCCACGUCCGACUUGACCGAAAGCAACGGCCAGUCCAUUUUGAUAUACGGCGGCAGUACCGCAACGGGAAUCUUGGGAAUUCAAUAUGCCAAACUGUCGGGCUUGACUGUAUUGACCACUGCUUCGCCCCAUAACUUUGACUAUGUCAGGUCAAUGGGUGCUGACGUUGUGUGGGACUACCAUACCGAUGUCGAGGUACUGGCUAAGGAGAUUCAAGCAUACACCAACAACAAGCUUACGCUUGUUUGGGACUGCAGACCAACAGCCGACUCAGGCCGUCUGUGCGCGCUUGCGAUGAGUGACAGGGAGAAGGGGUUGUAUUGCAGUGUGCAGCCAGGCACAAAGGCAGACUCGUUGAAAACGUUCAAUCCAUUGGUUGACGCAGGCUUCACAAUCGGGUACACCGCGUUUGGAGAGUCCUUCACCAGGGCAGGAAGGACUUAUGAGGCGAAACCGGAGGACGUGAAAUUUGCUGAAAAUUUCUGGGCGAUGAGCAGCAAAUUAUUGGCUGCUGGGAAACUCAAAGUUUCGAACAUCACGCUCAACCGAGGAGGCGAGGGGCUGGACGGCGUCAUUAAUGGCUUGGAAGAUCUGAAACAGGGGAGAGUGUCUGGGACGAAGCUGGUUUAUACCGUCUGA